This is a messenger RNA of Alnus glutinosa, 2122 nucleotides long. RefSeq lists its product as uncharacterized. NCBI's taxonomy places the organism in Eukaryota, Viridiplantae, Streptophyta, Magnoliopsida, Fagales, Betulaceae. The transcript is spliced from 7 exons. The record is from RefSeq and is a predicted model, not a curated record. Bases 399 to 1841 code for a protein of 480 amino acids.
UUUCCUUAGUUUGGUGGGUUUUUGCGGGACGAGACAACCCACCCGUUGUUGCGGCUGUUUGAAGAGAGAGAAAGAGAAAACAAAACCUUGGAGGGAGAGAGAGAGAGAGAAAGAGAGAUGGCUACUGCCAUGGAGAUGGGAUCUCAGUGUCACCAGCAGAAUCACAACUUCCACCACUACUACUAACUUCAACAUUUCCAUUCCCCCCAUUCAUUUUACUUCUUUUUCAGAUCUUCCCCAUUCCCUUCCUUGUCGCUCAAAAUGCUGAUCUGGCUCUCAUUGUUUAUGUUUCUCAGAUCCAAAAGAAGCUUAAGUCCUUAAGACUUCGAAUAUUAUUUCAGCAUACUGGUGGUUGUCUUUAUUGUGUGGCUUCUUUUGGGGUCUCUUAAAAGAGCUUGAUGGGUUCCAGAUUCCCAUCUCAUCAGCUCAGCAAUGGCCUCUAUGUCUCAGGCCGGCCUGAGCAGCCAAAAGAAAGGACUCCCACGAUGAGUUCAACUGCUAUGCCCUAUACUGGUGGUGAUAUCAAGAAGUCCGGGGAAUUGGGUAAAAUGUUUGAUAUCCCUAUGGAUGGCUCUAAGUCUAGGAAAUCUGGACAGUUAAAUAGCUCAUCAAGGACUGCAUCUUUUGGAGGUGCUGCAACGCAUUCAGGACCCAUCACGGGUAAUGCAUCAGCUCGGGCUGGGUAUACAUCAGGUCCUGUAUCUUCAGGCAUGUCUGGCUCAGCUUCAUUAAAGAAAUCAAAUUCUGGGCCACUUAAUAAGCAUGGUGAUCCUGUGAAGAAGACAUCUGGUCCCCAAUCUGGUGGAGUGACACGCCAAAAUUCUGGCCCUAUCCCACCAGUUCUUCCUGCAACAGGUCUUAUUACAUCUGGGCCCAUUUCUUCUGGCCCACUAAAUUCAUCUGGGGCCCCAAGAAAGGUCUCUGGUCCUUUGGAAUCUAUGGGAUCAGUCAAAAUACCUGGUUCUUCUGUCGCUCACAACCCAUCCGUGACUACUCUUAGCCAAGAUGAUGAAUAUUCCUUCAGAAGAAAUUUCCCAAAGCCAAUUCUGUGGUCUGUGAUUCUGAUAUUUGUGAUGGGGUUCAUUGCUGGUGGUUUUAUUCUUGGAGCGGUCCACAAUGUGAUUCUGCUCAUUGUUGUAAUAAUUCUUUUUGGCACAGUUGCUGCAUUAUUCAUUUGGAAUACUUGUUGGGGAAGAAGAGCUAUCACAGGUUUCAUUUCUCGUUAUCCCGAUGCUGAACUGAGAACUGCCAAGAAUGGGCAAUAUGUGAAGGUUUCUGGGGUGGUUACCUGUGGUAAUGUACCCCUUGAGUCAUCCUUCCGGAAAGUUCCUAGAUGUGUCUAUACAUCUACCAGUUUAUAUGAGUACCGAGGAUGGGAUUCUAAGCCAGCCAAUUCUACACAUCGUCGUUUUACAUGGGGACUCAGAUCAUCUGAGAGGCAUGUGGUCGACUUCUACAUCUCUGAUUUCCAGUCUGGGUUAAGAGCAUUGGUCAAGACUGGCUAUGGCGCAAGGGUGACUCCUUAUGUUGAUGACUCCGUUGUUAUUGAUGUUAAUCCAGAAAACAAAGACUUGUCUCCUGAUUUUGUCCGAUGGUUGGGAGAGAGGAAUCUCUCAAGUGAUGAUCGUGUAAUGCGAUUGAAAGAAGGGUUCAUCAAAGAAGGGAGCACGGUUAGUGUGAUGGGAGUUGUUCAGAGAAAUGAUAAUGUGCUUAUGAUUGUCCCUCCACCUGAGCCAUUGACAACUGGAUGCCAGUGGGGCCAGUGUAUCUUUCCUGCUAGCCUUGAGGGUAUUGUUUUGAGAUUCGAAGAUACGUCAAAAAUUGAUGUCAUACCUGUUUAGAGCAUUUGGCUCUUUUGUGAAAUAUCUUGUUCCUAGUGUCAGAAUUGAUGAUGGUGUUGAAAAGUGGUGGUAAGUGUGUUGAUCAAGAUGACAUGGUGCUUUUUCUAUUUUUCUUUUUCUUUUCCAACAUGGUGUAUAGCUUUCGGGAAUUUUUGUUCCAUUAUUUUCCUAGGGUUUGAAAAAACAAAGCUUUUGUAAUGGGGCGUGGCUUGAAUUUAGUGACAAGUUUUACAGGUUUGAACAGACUGGUUAUGUUGAAGAAAGGAAAAUGUUUGAUUCAA